AUGUUAACCAAGUUCGAAACGAAAUCAGCCCGAGUCAAGGGGAUAUCGUUUCACGCGAAACGACCAUGGGUUUUAGCCAGUUUGCACAAUGGUGUUAUUCAGCUGUGGGACUAUCGAAUGUGCACUUUAUUGGAGAAAUUUGACGAACAUGAUGGUCCUGUUCGUGGUAUCUGUUUCCAUAUUCAACAGCCUCUCUUCGUAUCAGGAGGCGAUGAUUAUAAAAUAAAGAUUUGGAAUUACAAGCAGAGAAGAUGCUUGUUUACAUUGCUAGGUCACUUGGAUUACAUCAGAACAACAUUUUUCCACCACGAGUAUCCCUGGAUCCUUAGUGUUUCAGAUGAUCAGACAAUUAGAAUUUGGAACUGGCAAUCACGGCAGUGUAUAAGCGUCCUCACAGGUCACAAUCACUAUGUAAUGUGUGCGCAAUUUCACCCAACGGAAGAUUUGCUUGUCUCUGCUUCUUUGGACCAGUCGGUUAGAGUGUGGGACUUUUCUGGUUUGAGGAAGAAGAGUGUGGCCCCAGGGCCUAGUGGUUUGGCGGAUCAUUUAAGAAAUCCACAGGCUACUGAUCUUUUUGGACAGGCUGAUGCAGUGGUUAAACAUGUUCUAGAAGGCCAUGACCGUGGAGUCAACUGGGCCGCAUUCCACCCCACACUGCCGUUGAUUGUAUCUGCAGCUGAUGACAGACAAGUCAAACUUUGGAGGAUGAAUGACGCUAAGGCAUGGGAGGUCGACACUUGCAGAGGGCACUACAACAACGUCUCGUGCGCAUUAUUCCACGCUCGGCAUGAAUUGAUACUGUCGAACAGUGAGGACAAGUCCAUCCGUGUGUGGGAUAUGACUAAACGGAUCUGCAUGUACACUUUCAGACGAGAGCAUGAACGCUACUGGGUGCUCUCGGCACAUCCUACUUUAAACCUCUUUGCUGCGGGACAUGAUGCAGGAAUGAUACUAUUCAAACUGCAGAGGGAAAGACCAGCCUAUGCAGUCCAUAAUAACAUACUUUUCUACAUUAAAGACAAACAGUUACGUAAAUUGGACAUGCAGGCAAAUAAGGAUGCCCCCGUCAUGCAGAUCAAAGGAGGUAGUCGUCACCAGCCUUACAGCAUGUCCCUAAACCACGCUGAGUUCUGUGUAUUGGUGACUUGGCGCAUCGGUGACAAUUGCACCUACGAGUUGUAUAAUGCCCCGCGUGAGGGCACUGAAGUCAGCGGCGAGCCUGCGCGUGGGCAGGCUGCUGCUGCUGUUUGGGUGGCGAGGAACAGAUUUGCCGCGUUGGAGAAGAACAAUCAGCUGGUAAUUAAGAACCUAAAGAACGAAGUGUCCAAGAAAAUAUCUACACCAAAUUGCGAUGAAAUAAUGUAUGCCGGCACUGGCAUGCUGCUGCUGCGUGAACCUGACUGCGUGCAGCUGCUUGAUGUUCAACAAAAAAGGACUAUAGCCAGCGUGAAAGUACCGAAAUGUCGUUACGCAAUUUGGAACUCCGAUAUGUCGCUUGUGGCGCUAUUGAGCAAGCACACGGUAACGAUAUGCACUAAGAAACUGGAACAGUUGUGCUCGAUUACAGAGGGCGCUAGAGUCAAAUCUGGUGCGUUCGACGACUCAACACCGCAGCCGGUAUUUAUUUAUACCACAGCGAACCAUAUAAAGUACUGCUGUAAGGACGGAGAUUUCGGCAUUAUACGUACACUGGACGUACCCGUAUACGUUGUUAAGGUUCUACCGAGCGAGGGCGCUGCUAAAGUUGUUUGUUUGGAUCGUGAGGCAAGACCAAAAGUACUAACAAUCGAUCCCACUGAAUACAGAUUUAAACUGGCGCUAGUGACUCGCCAAUAUGAUCAAGUACUACAUAUGGUGAGAACAGCUAAGUUGGUUGGGCAGAGUAUCAUAGCUUACCUCCAGGAAAAAGGCUACCCAGAGGUCGCUCUACACUUUGUGAAAGACGCCCGCACACGUUUGUCACUGGCGUUGCAGUGUGGCAACAUUGAAGUGGCGCUAGAAGCAGCUAAAAGCAUAGAUGAACCAGAUGCAUGGGACCAAUUGGCCAAAGAGGCACUUGCGACUGGAAACCAUCAGAUAGUAGAGAUGUGUUACCAACGUACGAAGAACUUCGACAAACUCUCGUUUUUGUAUUUGAUAACUGGCAACCUAGAGAAGCUACGCAAGAUGAUGAAGAUUGCGGAAAUACGAAAGGAUGUCUCUGCGCAGUUUCAAGGAUCCCUUUUGCUUGGUGAUGUUAAAGAGAGAAUUAGGCUGCUGAAGAAUUCUGGACAGCUUUCUCUCGCCUACUUAACUGCCAUAAAUUAUAAACAAACUGAAGAAGCAGAAUUACUGAAGGCGGCUAUAGAAGCCUCAGGCUUACCUGUACCGGAAGCCAACCCCAACGCAGAAGGCCUAACCCCUCCAUUACCGGUCUUACGCGCUCAGGGCAAUUGGCCACUUUUGGCCGUGUCUAAGAGCUUCUUUGAAGUAGCCGGGACAGCGCGCGCGGGUGCAGCUGGAGAUACCAGUGCCAUUAGCGCUGUUGCAGACGUUGAAGAACCCCUUGAAGCCGGUGGGGCCUGGGGCGAUGAUGAUGUUGUGCUCGACAAGGAGGAAGGUGAAGAAGGUGGGGAACCCCAAGAGGAUGCGUGCGACGAUGGCGGUUGGGAUGUUGGAGAUGAAGACUUGGAAUUGCCAGAGGAACUUGCGCCUAUACCUGCUGAUAUAGAUGGCGGUGAAGACAGUUCGCAAUACUUUGUGGCGCCUACGCGAGGCGUCAGUUUGGCCACGGGCGCGAAACUAAAGACUGCACACGACUACGUCACGACAGGACAGUUUGAAAUCGCUUUCAGAUUGCUGAACGAACAAGUCGGAAUAGUGAACUUCGAGCCUUAUUCCGAAACCAUGCUGAGUAUGUUCUCGUGUGGGCGCGUGAUGUUCAGUGCUUUGGCCAGCCUCCCCCCACUUCAAGCGCAUCUACACAGGAACUGGAAAGAGGCUAGCGGGAAGGACUUAUUGCCUGUUAUAACCGCGAAGCUAAACGACUUAGUGGGCCAACUACAACAAUGCUACCAACUAACAACGAGCGGCAAGUUCACGGAUGCGAUAGACCGGCUGCAGCGGAUCGUGCGUCUCGUUCCUCUGCUGCUGGUCGACUCGAAGCAGGAGUUGGCCGAAGCGCAACAGUUGCUGACGAUCUGCAGAGAGUACCUAUUGGGCUUGCAAAUGGAGACGGCGAGGAAAGGUAUGCCAAAGAACACUUUGGAUGAACAGAAGCGCACAUGCGAAAUGGCCGCCUACUUCACCCACUGUAAGCUUCAACCGGUGCACCAGAUUUUGACCCUUAGAACAGCUCUGAACAUGUUCUUCAAGUUGAAGAACUUCAGGACGGCCGCCUCCUUCGCAAGAAGACUGCUAGAAUUGGGACCAAGGCCAGAAGUGGCGCAACAGGCUAGAAAGAUAUUGCAAGCGUGCGAAAAGACACCCACAGAUGAACACCAAUUAUUGUACGAUGAGCACAACCCCUUCAACAUUUGCGGUAUUAGCUACAAGCCCAUAUAUAGGGGCAAGCCUGAGGAAAAGUGUCCCCUGUGCGGGGCAAGCUUCAUGCCAGAGCACAAAGGCAAAUUGUGCCCCCUCUGCGGUGUCGCGGAAGUCGGCAAAGACGCGCUUGGAUUAAGAAUCUGCCCCCUCCAAUUCCAGAGAUAG
Leptosia nina is the source of this 3690-nucleotide messenger RNA. The record is from the annotation of a GenBank genome assembly. Lineage: Eukaryota; Metazoa; Arthropoda; Insecta; Lepidoptera; Pieridae.